AUGGGUGAGAUUUUCUCUGUUAAUUUUUAUGAGGAGUCAUAUAAAAAUCUGGUCUCUGGAAUGGAUGCAUAUUUUCAGGACUUCAAGAAUAGUAUACUCAUGGAGGAAACCAUUGAAUUGAUCAAGUCAAAAUUGUUAACAGGCAAUGUUGACACCAUAAGAACUAUCAUCACUGAUGUAAUAGGAAAAAUUAAUAGUGCCACUGUUAACAUUGCUGUGGUUGGGGAGUCUGGCUCGGGAAAGUCCAGCUUCAUCAGUGCACUGAGAAAUGUUAAGCGUGAAGAAACACAAGUAACUGCCACUGGGAUGAAACAGACAACCAUGGAGCCAAUAGCAUACAAACACCCCAAAUUUCCCAAUGUGGUAUAUUGGGACUUGCCUGACAUUGAAACCACUCAUUUUCAGCCAAAAGAGUAUUUAGAGAAAGUUAAAUUUGGUCAAUAUGAUUUCUUAAUUAUCUUGUCUGCCACACAUUUCAAAGAAAACUAUGCACAACUGGCCAAGGAAAUUAAACAAAUGAACAAGAACGUCUACUUUGUUAGAUCCAAGGUGGACAUCAAUUUACAGAAUGAACACAAAUGUAAUCCAAAGAGCUUUGACAAAGAAAAAGUUCUGCAGCAGAUUCGGGACAACUGUCUACACUGUUUCAGGAAUAGUAAGAUGGAUGAACCCCAAAUCUUCUUGGUAUCCAAUAAUGAUUUAGCUGAUUAUGAUUUCCCAUUGCUGACAGAGACCCUAUUAAAGAAUCUCACUGCCCAAAAGCGUUAUAUUCUUUUACUCUCCCUACCCUGUGUUACUGAUGAGGACAUUGAAAGAAAAAAGAAUUCAUUGAGGCAGAAGAUCUGGCUGAAAGCCCUGAAGGCUGGAUUGUUGGCUACUUUGCCAAUGGGGAGCAGUUUCAGUGAUAAUGACGUCAAGAAUCUGAAGGCCAGAAUAGAGAAGUAUCGGGCCCUCUUAGGGGUAGAUGAUGCAUCACUGCAGAAUUUGGCUCAAAUUUUGCACAUGCCUAUGGAAAAUGUCAAGAAACAAGUUAAAUCUCCAAAUUUGUUGGAAGAAAAAAAAGAUGACUCACUAGGGGACAUGGUUUUCAAGUAUUUAGAGAAGAUCUGCUCAACUAGUGGAGGUCUUCUGGCUACAGGUCUUUACUUUAGAAAAAUCUACUAUAUGCAGUUGCAUAUCCUGGAUACAGUGACCAAUGAUGCGAAAAAUCUGCUUAAAAUGGCAGUUGAAAAAAAGAGGUUGAUUUCUCAACAGGAUAAACUCUCUGAAAAUUGA
Molecule: messenger RNA, 1275 nt
Organism: Elephantulus edwardii (Cape elephant shrew)
Lineage: Eukaryota; Metazoa; Chordata; Mammalia; Macroscelidea; Macroscelididae
Product: interferon-inducible GTPase 1-like
Exons: 1
Coding region: 1-1275 (424 amino acids)
Biological process (GO): cellular response to interferon-beta; defense response
Cellular component (GO): endoplasmic reticulum membrane
Molecular function (GO): GTPase activity; GTP binding
Source: RefSeq, a predicted model, not a curated record